ACGUGACGCAUUAGCGGGGCGGAGUUUGGUGACGUUUCAGGACACAGGGAGGACUCUUGCCGAUAAACAAGUUUGAGAUCAAAACAAUCUCUGAAGGAACAGCAACAAAGAAGGACACUUUCAGCACAACGGCCACACCCGAAGAAGAAAACACAUUUUCAUCUUGUUAGACUGCAACAGAGGCAUAAAGAUGCUCGGGAAGAUUCUUUCUCAUCUGCUCGGGAAUACCGGUGACGACUUUGAGGCGGUGGACGACACUUUUGAGGAUCUGAUGGAGUUUGAGGAGGGAGGAUGGGUCAUUGUUAAUCUCCCAGAGAACGUGCCGCUGUCGGCCCCUGAGGCGGACCCACUCGAGAACCUGCUGAUCGAGCACCCCAGCAUGUCCGUCUACCAGAUCAGACGCAGGAUGAGUGGAGAAGAGGAAGCUGAGGAGGAGGAGGAGGAGGAGGAAGGAAGCUCUGAUGAGGAUGAAGAGGACUCUGCCAGGCCGGUGGCAGUGAGGCGGCACAUCUCCUGGCGUUUGGCCGCCUGGGGAAUCCCCCUGCCCUGCAACAUCCAGCUGUUGGCUGUCCAGAGGGCGAGGACCCAUGCUGAGCGCAAGAAGCUGACUCGCAGCGCCCUCCACAGGCAGAACCUGGCUAAGACGCGAUUCUCCCCGGCAGAGAGACGCUACGGCCACUUCAAGCAGCCCUGCCAGCGCCUUUACAAUUACUAAGCAGGAACAAUCCACCUGCUUGUGAGGGUGAUCGUCAGGUUGCAUCCACCACAGCUCACAGUGCCUUGACUCUGUAUCACUCAGGUUUUCCAACAUUGUUUCACCUCACAUACAUUAUCCUGAAAAUGACCGAACAUCAGCCGGCAGCAACACAAGCUUUUAUUACAACGUAGGCAACCUGCACUGAAACCCUCACGUGUGAAACCACUGAUCUCCUGACUUCGUGAAUGACACCGUCCGCCCCCUCAGGUUGGAAAACGUUAGUAAGAAGCAGUUACUGUCAAGUAGCAGUUGACUUGUUUGACAUGUUUAGACUGGUUAGAAAUAAGUAGGGUUUGGGCUUAUAUAAAAUGUUGCAAGUGUGUGAGAGAUAUUGUAAAGAUGAUACCGUUACAGUAUGUGACACCGAUCCAAAACUGCGAAAUAGAAAACAUCUUACCUGUAGAAUACUUUGCUCUUAAUGACGAUGGCAGUCGGCACAUUUUGAUUGAUUAUUCCUCGUGUUCAGUAUGCGUUAUAUCAUGUGCCUUAGCUUUAGACGUUCGUGUGACGAGUGUAUUACAAGUUUAAAAAGGCUGAUUUCAUAUCGUGUUGACCUGCACAGUACUCACGCCCUGUGCAAACAUAACCAUGCUGUUUGAAUUUCAUAAGAACAUUUUUUUUGCUUCACACAGAAACCACUGUUCAUGUUUUGUACUAAGACUACUUUUCAGCGAGUACUUUUUUUAUGUUAUAAAAUUGUUCAUGGUAGACUCAUGAGUGUAAAUACAGUUGAUGAAUAUUUUCAUGUUACACAAAUUGUUCAUGGUAGACUCAUGAGUGUAAAUACAGGUGAUGAAUAUGUUUUUUUCUAUUUGUGUGUAUUUAUAAAAUGUAUAAAAAAAUUCAAAUAAA
Molecule: messenger RNA, 1609 nt
Organism: Scomber scombrus (Atlantic mackerel)
Lineage: Eukaryota; Metazoa; Chordata; Actinopteri; Scombriformes; Scombridae
Exons: 4
Coding region: 191-715 (174 amino acids)
Biological process (GO): autophagosome assembly; positive regulation of DNA-templated transcription
Cellular component (GO): nucleus; autophagosome
Source: RefSeq, a predicted model, not a curated record